Pyrus x bretschneideri (Chinese white pear) is the source of this 1707-nucleotide messenger RNA. Its product is annotated as putative pentatricopeptide repeat-containing protein At1g13630. The record is from RefSeq and is a predicted model, not a curated record. Bases 1 to 1707 code for a protein of 568 amino acids. The transcript is spliced from 3 exons. Gene Ontology annotation, molecular function: protein binding. Lineage: Eukaryota; Viridiplantae; Streptophyta; Magnoliopsida; Rosales; Rosaceae.
AUGUUUAAGAAAAUCAUCAAGGGAAACAAGAAGCCCUCGAAAUCCGAGACACAUGAUCCUUCUUCGUACGGGUACGGGCAGCCCGAGACCCGCAAUUCUGGGGCUGUCUCGGCGAAUGUGGUCGUAAACCAUGCCUCCCGCUCUGGGCCGGCUGCUUCCGGCACCAACGCAGUUGGCGCCGCAGGGAUUACGGCGUUACCGCCUUCUGGAACCAUCGAGCCUCUCCCUUCGUUCCGUGAUGUGCCCGUCUCGGACCGGCAGACCCUGUUCCUUCGCAAAUUGCAGAGUGACUACACUACUUCCAUACUUAUAGAUGGACCGUGCCAUCAAUCCGGUCUGCAAGAUGCAGUUUCUUUCCUCGUGGAUGCUGAAAGAACGGAGACUGGGCCUUGUGUUGUUUCUUUCAAUAUCAUCAUGUCUUGGUCCUGUAAAUUGGGUUUUGUGGAUGUUGCAAAGUCCUUUUUUUGUAUGAUGUUCAAGUAUGGACUUGUUCCUGAUUCGUACAGUUAUAAUAUUCUGAUUCAUGGGCUAUGUGUAGCAGGUUCAUUGGAACAAGCAUUGGAGUUCACCAAAGACAUGGAGAGGCAUGGGGUACAGCCUGACACGCUAACUUACAACAUUCUCUGUAAGGGGUUUCAUCUACUUGGUUUGAUGAGUGGAACUCGCAAGGUCAUUCAGCAAAUGUUGGUUAAAGGGUUGAAUCCGGAUCAUGUUACAUAUACAAUUAUGAUAUGUGGCCACUGCCAUGUUGGCAACAUUGACGAAGCCCUUAAGUUGCGGAAAGAGAUGAUUUCAAGAGAUUUUCAGUUGAGUGUCAUUGUUUACAGUGUACUACUCAGCGGUAUGUGUAAAAGUGGACGGGUAGAAGAAACAUUGGGAUUGUUAUAUUCAAUCCUCAUUCAGGGUCUAUGCAAGCAACGAGAUGUACAAAAGGCUAGCGAAAUAUAUAGAGGAAUGUACAGGAAGAGAAUCAUUCCCAAUUACUCUGCAAACCGUGGUAUUCUGUUACGUCUGCGUGAGAAAGGGGAUAUUUAUGAGGCAAGGAAGUAUUUUGAUCAUCUGACGACAAGGAAGUAUAAUAUUAUGAUGGAUGGGUAUGUAAAACUAGGUAGUGUUGCCGAAGCCAUAAAAUUAUAUAAACAAAUAAUUGAGAAGGGAAUAAAUCCUAGUACUGUCACUUUCAAUACUCUUAUUCAUGGUUUCUGCAAAAUUGGGAAGCUAGUUGAGGCUCGAAGGAUGUUGGAUACCAUUGAGCUGCAUGGAUUGCUACCAAGUCCAGUUACUUAUAAUACUCUUAUGAAUGCUAACUGUGAACAUGACCGCGGCAUGCUUGAAUUACUUCAAGACAUGGAAGCAAAAGCUGUAGAACCAACUCAUGUAUCUUACACGGUAGUUAUUAAAGGACUUUGCAAACAGGGGAAGCUGUGGGAUGCUGUUCACUUAGUUGAGAAAAUGUAUGCUAAGGGCCUAACCCCGGAUCAAAUCACAUAUAAUGCUAUCAUCAAAUGUUUCUGCAAAGCUCAAGACUUCGAGAAAGCUUUUCAGUUACACAACGAGAUGCUGAUACAUGAUCUUGAACCUACUCCUGUUACAUAUAAUCUCUGUGUAUAUGGUGACCUAGAGGAUGCUGACAGGCUAAAAGCUGAGAUAAUUAAAGCAAAACAAAAAGCUGAAAACCGAAAAGAGAACAACACUAUUCCAUGGUAG